Messenger RNA from Onychostoma macrolepis, 2215 nucleotides. It is a transcript of the gene il12bb, whose product is annotated as interleukin 12B, b. The coding region runs from base 248 to 1186 and encodes 312 amino acids. The record is from RefSeq and is a predicted model, not a curated record. Gene Ontology annotation, molecular function: protein binding. Lineage: Eukaryota; Metazoa; Chordata; Actinopteri; Cypriniformes; Cyprinidae. The transcript has 9 exons.
CAUACACAAUUGCUCCUGUUAAAGCCCCUAGCACAUUACAAGCACUGUUACAUAGCUCAUGGAAAUCCCAAAUGAAAACUGGCUUAACCACAUUGGUUUCCAUAUCCCUUUGUUUAGAACCUGAUACUUCUGCUUGCUGGAAAUUCACACUUCUGUAUUACAUACAUAUAUAAAUGUUGCUCAGGUCCAAUACUGAUUCAGUGAAAGGGAAGAGGAGAGAGUCACCACAACUCAUUAAGUUCUCAAGAUGAACAAGAUUGUCUUUGUUAUUCUUCAAGCUGCUCUUCAGAUGGCAGGCAGCACUUCACUGAGGUUCAUCAAGCCAAAUGUUGUGGCUUUGGAGGUAUCAGAUCUGUCCAGCUUUGAGGUAUUGCUGCAUUGUGGAGAGCAAUAUAAAGGAGAGGAAAUUUACUGGAAGAGGAAUGGGGAAAGCAUGUCUGAGACAGGGAACCCCAUCACUGUUAUAGUAGAAGGGCUGCAUGGGGGAAACUUCACAUGUCACAGACCAAACAGAGAUCUUUUGAAUUACACACUACUACUGGUCCAUCCAGUUGAGUUUCCUAAAGGAGGAGUUCUUAUACAAUCUAGUGACAGAGAAUUCAUUUCUUGCACCGCAAGAAACUAUAAUGGACAAUUUAAUUGCUCUUGGAAAUGGCAUCAGGAACGGAUCCAAAGAGCUGUGGUAUAUUUCACAGCAAUUCGAAACUCUAGUCCCGUCAACUGCACUCUGGACUCAGAUAUAUCUGGGCUGACUUGUACUGACAAGGAUUACUGUCGGUACUCUGAAGAGUCUAGGAGCAUCAACCUCACACUGUUUGUCAGAAAUCUGCAUAGGCUGGAAGAGCACCACAGGACUUUCCUCAUCCGAGACAUUGUCAAGCCAGAUAAAGUUAGUAUCACCAAGAUCCAAGAUGAUGUAUUUGAGUGGCACCCCCCUGAAACUUGGAGUUUCCCCUGCAGUUUCUUUCCCCUCUCCUAUGAAGUGAAAGUGGUUCCCAACAAUCAUAGAUGUGACUACACAGGAAGUCGUGUCGAAAAAAAUGAAACCAACGAGACACAUUACAAGGUGAAAAUCAAAAAAGCAUAUACUUUCUGCGUCCGAGCACAGGACCCACUAACUAAAAAGGUUUGGGGUGACUGGAGUCACCAUCAUCAGACAAAACACCGGCACACCUCAGAAAAAUAAAAGGUGUAAAGGGAACACUCCCCUCUGCUUGACAGUCUGCUUUCUAUUCCUGACAAAAUAUUACAACUAUUCAUAUUUAUACAUAUUUUGUAUUAUUAAAAUAUGCCAUGGUGAAAUUUAUUUGAGAAAUAAUUUUCCAGAUCAUUAAAAAAUAUAUUGCAUGGCCUUUGAGAAUGCCUUAUUGGAUGACAGUUGUUCUAUAUUACUAUAUUAUUUUAUAGUGUUAUGUAAUAGGGUCUGUGUUAGCCAAGCACUGAGAAUUUCAUUCCUAAUGGUUCUAAACAGUACCAGACUAAAAAGGUUUGGGGUGGUUCUUUGGCUUGUAACAACAGCAGAACCUGUAAAUAGAACCAAACUUUUGUGCUAUAUAUGACAUUAACAGUGUUAAAAAAAAAUAGUUUAUUUUAAUAUUAUUAUUAAAAUAUAUUAUUUAUAUUGUCUUUUUACCCUUCUAUUUGCUUUGACUUAUAAUAUCGGUAACACUUUAUUUUGAUAGUCCACUUUAGACAUUCUACUAACAGUAAGUAUCUUUGUAACUACAUGUCAACUUUAUUUUGAUGGGUACACAACAUACAACAUACUGACUAUGAGAAACUUUGCAAGUACAUGUCAACUUAUUCUACUAACCCUAAACCUACCCUAACAGUCUACUCUGAGAUUUAGUAGACAUGUAGUUGCAAAUUAAUGAGAAUUAGUUGACAUGUAGUUGACAUGUAGUUAAAAUGUUACUCAUAGUUAGUAGAAUGUCUAAAGUGGACUAACGAAAUAAAGUGUAACCAUAAUAUCUCAUAGCCUUUACAUGAAAAUACUUGACAGCAUGUUGUGCCAAGUACUUUUAUUGACUUGAAAUUGUAACAAAAAUUACAGUGCUCUAACAACAGUUAUUAGAUGAAAACAAUAAUAAAUGAUAAUUGACACUGAACUUGAAUAAAUACACAAUGAAGUACAACUAGAAAAAAAAUAGAGAAAAUAAGUGUAAUAAAAAGAGAAAGAGAAAAUAAGUGUAAUAAAGACCAAAUUCCAGUAAAA